This is a messenger RNA of Symbiodinium pilosum, 168 nucleotides long. NCBI's taxonomy places the organism in Eukaryota, Dinophyceae, Suessiales, Symbiodiniaceae. The record is from the annotation of a GenBank genome assembly.
GGGGAGGAGCCUGGCUUUGUCCACACCAUGCCCAAGUCGCAGACCAGUGAGCUUCAGGAUUCGGUGCCAUUCCAGGCAGAUCCCUAUGAAAUCCGGAAGCCAAGUCGCUUUGCGGAUGCAAAGGCUCCAGUGAAGGAGGGUUCGGCACCGCGGACGCCCAACACGAAC